Molecule: messenger RNA, 2102 nt
Organism: Anopheles funestus (African malaria mosquito)
Lineage: Eukaryota; Metazoa; Arthropoda; Insecta; Diptera; Culicidae
Product: complement C1r subcomponent-like protein
Exons: 7
Coding region: 106-1962 (618 amino acids)
Biological process (GO): proteolysis
Molecular function (GO): serine-type endopeptidase activity
Source: RefSeq, a predicted model, not a curated record
GGCGUGUUUGGUUCGCGCUCGACGCUGGCAUUGCAGUACGCCACCGAUCUUAACUCAUUCGGUCCGUGAUCUUCGACCAGUAAGGAGCUAUUACGGCCAGCUAAAAUGGUUCACCACAGUAGCAGACUAAAGAUUCCCACCACGGUAAUGUUUUACGUUGUGCUAUUGUGUGUACCCGUCUGUACAUUGGCCACCUACGUACGCAUGGGUCAAAGUGCAGAAGUUCGUUUACCAACGCCACAGACAACAAGUUGCAGUGAUCUAUUUACGAUCGAUCAUGAAGACACAUAUCGGAAGCAGUACGAAGGAACGCUUGUAUUACGUCCCAACAUAACGAUCCGUUACGUGCAGCUGGUAGUGCAGUUUGAUCGUGAAGUGGAACAACUCACGAAUUACUUCGGAAGAGUCAGUACGAUCGAUCAUCACAGCUUUCACAUUGCAAAUCUGACGUACCCGUUGCGCGCCGGAACCGUCGUGAGGAUUCCAUUGGAGGUGUCCUACACAUCCGUUACUCCGCCGACGGUCGUUCGAAUUGAGGUUAACGGUGUUACGGUUUGUCCGGUAAACAAUUUAAGACCACUAAUAAGGAAUUUCCGUGAUCCAUGGAUAGGAUCUCCUGGGCAAGGUUCAACCAGCACCAGUCAACCGGAGGUACACGCACGAAAUGGAACUACGGUACCGGCACAUCAGUUCAACUCGUCCUGCCAAGCGAUACAUACCGGUGUGAUCGUUUCUUCGGGACGUUGGGAUGCGGUGAUUCAACUCGUAGCAGAAAACACGGUUGAUCGUGCCUUGAUCGAGAUUGUUUUCGAUCAACCAGUGUACAUGAUGGGGGUAGGGAACCCAUUCGGUGAGGUGACAACGGAUGAUAGUGUGCGGUUUAGGAUCGAAAAUCGAACCUUCAUCCUGGCGAAGGAUGCAGAGAUAGAGUUAAACUUCUUCGUCCGCUACAAUCAGAUGGGACCGAUACCGGAUGUCGUUGAGGUGAACUUUAACGGUCACAACCACUGUCAGCAGCGAAAGCGACGCGUGUUGAACGAACCGCAGGAAAAUAAUUACCGGAGAACGACAACUACCACCACGGAGCGCACCGUACCGGAGGGAAACCGGCGCAUCGUAUCCCAACAAUCAAUGGAGGAUACGUACGAUAGUUCAAGUUGGCCAUUGGAAAAGAACGAAUGUGCUACAGUUUUAGAACCGAUCGGUACUCGCAUACGAUCGCGAAUUAUCGGUGGAAUGGCAUCUAACCAAGGCGAACAUCCGUGGCACGUAGCGAUCUAUCUUGACGAGGAGUAUCAGUGUGGUGGAAGUAUCAUUGGAAGACGCUGGAUUCUAACGGCCGCCCACUGUGUCACACGUCAGAACACCAAUGAAACGCUCGACGUGGACCUGUUUCGUGUGUACACGGGUAUCAUCGACAUCAGUACGAUUGAUGAUCAUUUUUAUCGUACCGCCGAUGAGGUCAUCAUACAUCGGGACUACAAUCCGGUAAUGUACACGACGGAUAUAGGUUUGCUUCGUCUCAAGCGUAACAUCACCUACAACAGCUUCAUAAAGCCCGUCUGUCUGUACAACCGGACGGUAGACAUCAGUACGUUCUAUGGUCGCGAAGGUAAAGUUACCGGCUGGGGCUUUAACCGAAAUGGAGUGAUCAGCAAUGUGCUGAACUAUCUCGAAGUUCCGGUUGUCUCGCAGAAGAUGUGCUCCCAGCGUAAUGUCCAGUUUAAUGGUGUGCUUGCAGUAGGCGAAUCUUUCUGCGCCGGACAUGCGGAUGGUAACUCCGUGUGCAACGGUGACAGCGGUGGUGGAUUAGUGUUUGCCGAGGGUUCACGCUAUCACGUGCGAGGCAUCGUAUCAAUCAGUGCACAGCGUCGGAACUUGCUCCUUUGCGAUCCGAACCAAUAUUCCGUGUUUACCGACGUUUCCAAAUUUCUACACUGGAUACGUCAGCAAGUGUCGUAGGUAAGGUGACCGAACCGGGGUGGAACUUAAGGCGCUUACGUUAUGAAGAAAAAUAUUUAUUUCAAUCGACACAGCAAAUGAAGAAAAAAAAGCAGAAUAACAAUUAAUAAAAAUGCUUUCGCACAGAGCGGACGCGCGGA